AUUGUAUUGAUUUUCUUCUUACUUGUAUUUAGAUUUAGUCAUUCAAUUUAAACUCGCUUUGUUAUCCUCUUGCAAUUUUUUUAAGAUUCCAGACUCUGUACUUAAUGCAUAUUUUGUGACUGACUGAGGUGCAUUUUUGCAGAAUUACCAUUUAAGAACUUAUGAAGACUUUUGAAACCAGAUUGUUAUAUAAAACCUCAGCUAAUCUGUGUGACAGCAUUUUAAUGGAAUAUUGAGUUGGAAGAAAAAUUGAUUUGGCAUCUCUGUGCUUGGUAGUUUAAAACCAAACAGACACACUGGCUAGCCAUACUUCUUCAUUUUGUUUUCCAGCCUUGUAAACAUUUCCACGUUCCAUCUGUGAUGUCUAGUCCAUGCAUGAAUAAAAUAUGAAGUAAUUUAAUACUACAUAUUAUGUCAGGGGGUUGCUGUUUAUUCUCAAGCUUGAAAUUUAACUUCUUAAAAUCACACACUGAAACUUCUUUGCUUUUUGGUACUCAUUCAGGGCCCUGCCUUUGAGGCUGUGGUGUAAAAAUAUGUCUCAUUCUCUGUAACAGGAAAAAAAAAAUUGGUUUUGUACUAUUAUUUAUAUUAGGACUGUCGUUUUGAAAAGGAUAUGGAGGAGGAAAGAGGAGCUAGCUCUCAUUUCUCUUCUUGUAUUUGGACUCUUGGAGCCCAUGGUGCAGCCCAGUACAGAGCUCAUGGGCCAUCCCAGCUAUCAGCCUCAUGGAAGCUUGCAUCCAACAAGCAGCUGUGGUUGGAUGACAGACAGGUAACUGAAAGUCUCUGUAGUCCUCUACCUCAAGACUAGUAACCUUUCAGUAUGCACGUUACCACUCAGAUGAAAGGAUAAAGGCAGUAUCUUAAUAGCUUUGUAUCCUUACCAGCUAAAACUUCUGCCAAAAUAUCAGGUUGGUAUCACAAGGCCAUUAGCCUUUAUAUGCAUGUAUGUUUGAAGCUAUGUUAUUUGCUCUACAUUUGGCAGAUUGCAAAGCUCUAGUUGUGCAACCAUGUACUUGUGCUAGGAUGAAGAGUUUCUGGGCCUGUGUUUCUUUGUCUAAUGUAGGACAAGUCUCUGAAAUGUCAGUGUGAAACAGUAGUGGCAUAAGCUCACCCUUGCAUCUAGCUGUCUAUGUGGCCUCUAACUCCCAUCCGCAUGAAAAUAAAGAUUAAGCCUGUACCUUAACCAUUAUAACUAUUAGCAUGCAGUCCAUGCUCAAAAUUUUAAAUAGAUGUGUAACAUUUCAUUAUACCACUGACUUUUGCUUCUUGGUUUACACAGAUUUAAGGAAUGAAAGAAUGUGGUUAAAAGUAGUAUUUGGCUAGUGAUCACUAAACAUGUUUUUUCUUAGAACAUAGUGCCUCUGACAGUGAAAAAUGGGCAGCAAAACAGCCUGGAUCUAUUAUUUUAAGCAGCCUGACAGUUAAUAUAUAUUCUAUAUUUGUAUAGAAAUGAGAUGUAAAUUUUAGAAGAGGUGUUAAAACAAAUAAUUUAGUUUAUUUAUCUGUUUUCUUCUCAUGAAAAAGGACACCAUCACUCCAGAUGAUGACCCGUGUUUUGCCAAUUAAAUUGCUGUAGGUUUAGUUACUGAAAUAAUUAUUAGGCAAGCCUUCCUGAACAUAUUUGUGCCUUGCAUUUUCCCUUUUCUCCCUCCUUGAUUACAAUUCUCUGGAAGAGAUCAGAUUGCUCAGCAGACUGCCAGACAUUAGAAAACCAAAAUCAGAUAUAUCAAACUACGAUCCCACGUUCCUUUAUAUGAAAAUCCCACUUUCCUUUAUAGGAAAAUGACAGACUAGCAAAGAUGCAGGAGUUGUCUUCAGUUUUUCAAAUAUCUAUUUUUUCCAGCUUAUAUUCAUAUCCAGGCAUUUGCUCAGUAUGUUGUAAUAAAAUUUUUAAGUAAAUAUUUUUUAUAAUAACUUUCCACAAAGAUAGUAUUUUCAAAAGUCUUCUUCUCUUCACUUUCCAGUGUCACGUUAAAAGAAUUUGUGGAUAUAGAUAAGUACAUUUGCAAGUUCCUGAUGGGCUGUUUGGUUUCAUUUUAGUCCAUUAUCUGUACAAACUUCUCUUUGGAAAAUUAAGAGUGUGUGAUACAUGCAGGAUAUAAUGGGAAUUGUGGUUUGUAGAGAACAGAGUCUCUGGAGUCAUCUUACAAGUCAGCUUUAUUGUGUGUGUAUAACUAAAACCAUCUGUGUGACUUGCUGUUAACAAUAUUGUUUGGGCAGCCCUAAAUCAAAUCCUGAAUGGGCAAAAUUACAGAAGGCAGGCUUAUACUGGAAUCCUUCAGGUCAAACCCACUGGUGUCCAGUCUUUUCUCCUUGACAUAAAAAGUAUUAGCAAAGAGGUAAGUUUGUGCUAGCUGUCCUUGUUUCACCAAGAUCUAUCUUCUGCAAACAGGCUUGUGUUUACAGAAACCAAAGUGAAAAUAGCAUGUGCACAGCAUUAACCAACUGAGGUCAAAACAGUCGUGCAUUUGCAUAGCUGUGCAGUAUUUAAAGGAACUGCUACAAGCUUUUCCUUAAGAGUGUGUCCUCUUCAGACAUCUCUCAAGAAGUGGAAAUCUCUGUUUCUAAAUAGCAUUGUUUUUGCACAGUAGAAGAAAACAAGUUCAACUAUCUUGUUGCAGCUUUUGAUAAAUGGACACUGACAUGGACUACGAAAGACCCAACGUUGAAACUAUCAAGUGUGUGGUGGUUGGAGACAAUGCAGUGGGAAAGACUCGUCUAAUUUGUGCAAGAGCAUGUAAUACAACCUUAACUCAGUAUCAGCUGCUGGCAACUCAUGUACCAACUGUCUGGGCCAUUGAUCAAUACCGUGUCUGCCAAGAGGUCCUUGAACGCUCAAGAGAUGUUGUGGAUGAAGUGAGUGUUUCUCUCAGGCUGUGGGAUACCUUUGGGGACCACCACAAAGACAGGCGUUUCGCUUAUGGAAGGUCUGAUGUUGUAGUUCUGUGUUUUUCAAUUGCUAAUCCUAAUUCCCUGAAUCAUGUGAAAACAAUGUGGUAUCAAGAAAUCAAGCACUUCUGUCCUCGCACACCUGUCAUCCUGGUGGGCUGCCAACUCGAUCUCCGCUAUGCAGACCUUGAGGCUGUUAACAGAGCCAGGCGGCCUUUGGCAAGGCCAAUAAAAAGAGGAGACAUUUUGCCACCAGAAAAAGGCAGAGAGGUUGCCAAGGAACUUGGGAUACCAUACUAUGAAACGAGUGUAUUUGACCAGUUUGGCAUUAAAGAUGUGUUUGACAAUGCAAUUAGAGCUGCCUUGAUCUCCAGAAGACACUUGCAGUUCUGGAAAUCUCAUUUGAAGAAGGUCCAAAAACCUUUGCUUCAGGCUCCAUUCCUACCUCCAAAAGCUCCUCCUCCAGUCAUCAAAAUUCCAGAGUGUCCUGUACCAAGCAUGAAUGAAGCUGGAUAUUUACUGGACAGCCCACUGUGUGCAGAUGUUAUGUUUGUUCUCCAGGAGCAGGACUGCAUUUUUGCUCACAAGAUUUACCUAGCUACCUCCUCUUCAAAGUUUUAUGACCUUUUCUUAACAGAAUGUGAGGAAAGUCCAGACUUGGAUGAAACACAGUAUAAUAAGGAAAAUACAAAUAAAGAAGUUCUGACAAGUCACCUUGAGACAAAUGUUGACAGUGAUGAGACAUCCUUGAAAUCUGCUGAUGUUAAAACUCUCACACUAGAAAGUACUGACUCUUUAAACAUGCUAGAACCUGAACCUGGUGAAACAAAUUCUGCAGCAAGAUCUCUGUCAUCCUUGGGAAAGGGGUUUCUUAGUGUGCAUAAGGAAAUGCAAGUGAAUCCUGUAUCGAAUAGGACAUGUCCUGUAACUGUGGUAAAAAUGGAUUCAUCUGUGCAGGCUGGACCUUUUAAAACUGUUUUGCAGUUUUUAUACACUGGACAACUGGAUGAAAAUGAAAAAGAUCUCACAAGACUGGCUCAGAUCGCUGAAAUAUUGGAAGUAUUUGAUUUGCGAAUGAUGGUGGAGAAUAUUAUGAAUAAAGAAGCCUUCAUGAAUCAAGAGAUUACUAAAGCAUUUCAUGUCAGAAAAGCUAAUCGGAUAAAAGAGUGCCUUUCAAAAGGGACAUUUUCUGAUGUGACAUUUAAAUUGGAUGAUGGAACCAUAAAUGCCCACAAGCCACUGCUGAUCUGUAGCUGUGAAUGGAUGUCUGCUAUGUUUGGAGGAUCAUUCAUUGAAAGCUCAAACAGUGAGGUAGUUCUUCCCAACAUAAACAAGACUUCCAUGCAAGCUGUUUUAGAUUACUUGUACACCAAGCAACUGUCCUCCAGUCAGGAACUGGACACACUUGAGUUAAUUGCAUUGGCAAACAGGUUUUGCCUUCCUCACCUGGUUGCACUCGCAGAACAACAUGCAGUACAGGAGCUGACAAAAGCCUCCAUGAGCGGCAUUGCAAUAGAGGGAGAAGUUCUAUCCUAUUUGGAAUUGGCUCAGUUUCACAAUGCUAACCAGCUGGCAGCUUGGUGCUUGCACUACAUCUGCACCAACUACAACAGCGUUUGCUCCAAAUACCGCAAGGAAAUCAAAGCUAAAUCUUCAGAUAAUCAAGAGUAUUUUGAGAGGCACCGCUGGCCACCUGUCUGGUAUUUAAAGGAAGAAGAUCACUACCAGCGAGUUAAAAAAGAAAGAGAAAAGGAAGAUGUUGCACUGAAUAAACACCAUUCAAAGCGGAAGUGGUGCUUCUGGAAUUCCUCUGCUGUAGUUGCCUGAACAAAGCAAAGAAGUGGAAAUCCAUAGCCAGUGUCUGAAAUUAGUCUUAUUGUUAGAAAUCAGAUGUAGUUCAGGUUUUCAGGAAACUUUGUUCCAUGUGUGCAUUUAUUAUUGCUAGGGUCAAAAGCACAAGAUCACUGAAAGUGAGCCUGGAACAGCUCCUUGAAGUCAUAUGUAUAUUUUUGGCUAGUAAGCAGAUAAAUGUCUACCAUUAUUACAUUUCUUUUUAUACAAAAAAAAAUUCCAGCAUUAAUGUUUCAAUCUCCAGUUGGGAAAUAUUUUUAUACUGUCUGGUGUAUUUUAUUUGGAUAAAUUUCUGGAUACUGUUUUAUUUUACAGACCACAAAGUAACCAUGUAGCAGCUUUGUAAUUAGAUUUUAACUAUUUUUACUAUGCGAGUUCAGUGAAAUAGACAAUCUUCAGUCAUUAGAGACUGCUUUUAGAGUAUCUCAUAAGAAGUCAUCUUAGGAAAAAAUCUAGUUGCCUAGUAUAGGUUGUCUUUUUUAAACUAAGUACUGUGCACUGGUAAUAUAAUUAGAUGGUUCUUUCCCCUUUCUAAAGUAAAGGGUUGGAAUAAGAUCCAAUAACUGCAAGAUAAAGAGUGCUUGAUCUUUGCUCAGCUGAAUAACAGGCAGUAUAACUACCUGUUCAACUGCAGGCAAAUGUAUUUUUAAUAUUUGCCAUGUAAGUGCAAAUAAUUAUGACUAUGUGGGCCAUGUGAAAUCUAGUGAUUCUAAGUAUUCAGAGGUUUUAUACAUCUAGAUCAAAGAAAGUAUUUCUAAAAUAAUUUAGAAGGGCUUAUUAAUUUAUAUCCUUAUACAAGUAUGGAUCUGAAUUCAAAAAGCAGUUAUACUGCUUGCAUUUGAAUUACCUGCAUGGUAGUUACCUUGCUCUGUGAGAUCUUAACCAUGCAGCCAUUCCUCAUGCUGAAUUCCUUUUUGCUUCAGUGCAAGCAAAUGAAAGGGCUGCAAAAACGAGUAGAUUUUAUCUAGUGUUACAGCAUUUUGUAAAUGAAGAAGGGUCUUCACACACAAGAUCACUUUAGUUUUAUCCAAAUUAUUUUAUAGCUUUCCCCAGGUAGAACUCAAAAUGUUAGACUAUUUUAAAGUAGAUUAUGUUUCCCCUGGAAGUAGGUACUCCCAGAAAGCUGGAGGGAAAAUGACAGCAGAAAGGCAGGAAUUCUGCACAAGUGGUGCAAGAAAAAAAAAAAGCCUCCAGUGUUUUCAAAUAGCCUGUGUGUUUAUGGCUUUUUAUCAACCAUUACUCUAAAGCUGCAGUGUUAUACUAGGUUACAUAAGGAUGAGAGCAUUUUUUUAAAAAGACCAAAACUAAAAUAAGUAGACUGUACAACAUACACAUGCAAUCCUGUGCAGUGUCUCAGGCGCAAUUCUGUAACCAAGGUAGUAUCAUGUAUUAGGUUCUUUAAUACUGUUUUGUGCUGGCAUCUCAGCCUACCAAUGUGAAAAGCUGUUUGUGUUUUUUUUUUCUGUAUUCAAAGGCAAGGCAGUACAGUCAAACCCCAGUACUGUAGGUCAGGAAAAGCUUUGGACUGAAAGCCAUAUACACCUCUAUAUAUUUGCAUUCUGAAUGGACUAAUUCUUGGCAGAUGCUACCACAGGAUGGUAGAAGCCACGCAGCUUGGAAGGAGAUGCUGCUCUACAAACUUCUGUAAUGAAAGCAACUGACAGAUUCCUACCCCUCUUAGGUUCAUCACCUUACAGUGAUAAAGAAGGGCUAUAAAUGAUGUUUGCAAAUAUGUCUCCUUAAUUCUUGGUCAAUUAUCAUGUAUAUUGUGGAGGAGAAAAAUGGAAUGAGAGAUGUGUCAAGACUAAGAUAAGAUAAAUAUCUGUUGUCAUAAAAUGCUAACCAGUCACAUUUUAAGUAAGUAUUGCUACUAGGUUUUACACAACCAAAGCUACUGUAUGAUUGUAAUCUUGCCAAACUGUAAUGGAUAUAUAUAUAUAAAUGAACCUGAGGUAUAUGCAAUAAUAUCCAGUUGUGCUAGUUAUCAGCUACUAUAACCAAGUGGCUGGUUCAUUUGGUUAAUGCUGUCUAUGGCCUUUAAUCUUGGUCGUUAUUUUGUGGUUUUUAUUUUGCAAAAAAAGUCAAUAAAACUGUUUAGUUACAAA
Molecule: messenger RNA, 6845 nt
Organism: Apus apus (common swift)
Lineage: Eukaryota; Metazoa; Chordata; Aves; Apodiformes; Apodidae
Gene: RHOBTB1
Product: Rho related BTB domain containing 1
Exons: 9
Coding region: 2632-4716 (694 amino acids)
Biological process (GO): small GTPase-mediated signal transduction
Molecular function (GO): protein binding; GTPase activity; GTP binding
Source: RefSeq, a predicted model, not a curated record